Molecule: messenger RNA, 3467 nt
Organism: Pleuronectes platessa (European plaice)
Lineage: Eukaryota; Metazoa; Chordata; Actinopteri; Pleuronectiformes; Pleuronectidae
Product: neural proliferation differentiation and control protein 1
Exons: 9
Coding region: 1-954 (317 amino acids)
Cellular component (GO): membrane
Source: RefSeq, a predicted model, not a curated record
AUGUGGGCCCCGCUGCUCGGCCAGGCUGCGGUGUUUGCGGCCCUUGUGGCGCUGAGCUCCUGCUUGACAGGGUCUCACCUGUGCCCCCGGAGUUUAGACUGUGCCCGAGCAGGACGACACUUCUGCCCGCCCAGCAGCUCACACUGUGGCCCCUGCCUGCGCCCUCUGGUAGAGAACUCCCAUGGCAGAUGCGUGUUGAAGAGGAGACACGCUCCUCACUCAGCUCACUUCAGUAAAGGUAACACCAACACAUACCCUGAGGUGGAUGAAGAGAUCGACUUCCUGUCUGCUGUCAUCAGUGAACAGAGGACUGAGUCUCGGCUGCCAGCUUCACCCUCCCAGUAUGCCUCUAAUCCCAAAGCCAAGCAGCUCAGUGAGCUCAGCGACGACCACAAACCACCUAUCACAGAGCCGCCUGCGAGCCAGAGAGUCCAGGUCACCACACUGGCUCCAUCCACCACCACCAACACCACCACCAACACCACAAAGACCACUCCCACUUUGCUCAGAGACCCCAUCAUCCUCACCUACCCGUCCAAUGACCAUGUCUUCAUUAUCAUGAGUAGCGUGUUCAUCGUGGCAGGGACACUGGCUUUGAUAAUGGCAGGGGCCUGUUGGGUCAGAUUGCAGAAAGGUCUGCAUCUAACUCAAAAGAUGGACUCUCCUGUACAUCGACUGAUCAGAGCCCAAGCUUUUGAUAAUUUGCCUGGGGACAAGAAGCUGGCCCACAGUGCCCAGAUGUACCACUACCAGCACCAGAAGCAGCAAAUGCUUUCCCUGGAGAAGAACAGGGAUGAGCCAAAGGUUCCUGACUCAGGAGCAUCAACAGAUGAGGAGAACGAAGAUGGGGAUUUCACCGUAUAUGAGUGUCCUGGAUUGGCACCAACGGGGGAAAUGGAAGUGAAGAACCCGCUGUUUGACGACUCCCCCCUUUACCUUCAUAAGUUUCACUAGGAAACUGGACAUUCAAAUUCUGUCACACUUCACAUCGAGCACUUGUGUGCAAACAUAAUAACAUUUAAAAUAACGCGCACACCACAUACACUGCUAUACCCAGCCCAGUCCUUUUAUGGACAGUAUGGAGAGUGUAAGUACAUGAAGGAGGAAGGGGAGUGAGGCAUUCAUGGACAUUUAAAGGAUGGUUUAUUUGUUCGAGGCAGAACUGAAUCUGGGACCAAUGUCUCCCACUCUGUAACCACAUUGUUUGUGCUCAAUCUUUUUUCCUAGUAUUGUUUACAACCUUACAAUCAGCCAGUAUCAAAGAACUCCACACGAAUUCUGUCAGGUAGCAAACACGCUGAUUAUCAUAAAAUAAACUACAGCAGAUUCCAGUGCACAGCCAGUUUUCUGAUGCCGAUGACCAGAAACAAAGAAUAUCUUUAUGUCAAUUUGGAUAGAUUGUUAUGAAUAUUUGUGUUUAUUAAUCAGUAAAUACUCUUUAAUUUAUUGAGCUCUUGCUGCAGGCCUUGGUUUUAUUUAAAUAUUUAUAAAAAGAAAUGUGAUUUUAAUAUUUCAUGAACAAACAUGCGGCACUGUGAUUUGUAUCACUAUGUUAUGUAGCCAUUGUGUUCUCAGUCUAGUUGCUCUAUGCAUGAAUUAAUGAUGCUGUGUAAGAAAUAUGAGAGUCAAUAUGCAUUUACAGUGUUACAAGUUUCUUGUGUAAAACAGAUUUCACAGGAUUUUGAAACUUCUAUAUCUAGAACUCUGAAACAGAGUGAGGCUGUCCAGUAUAUAUGGUAUCGGACUAACAUGACUAGUCCCCACGGUUUUCUGAUCUGUAUAUAGCUGCUAAUAUGUACAGAAAGAGAUUUCACCUCUCACUCAGUCUGUUACUACACAUGUUCCUCUAGAUUGCCGAGUGCUGUGUCAAAUAUUGAGCUAAUUGCUUCCUCCUCACUGACUGUUUGCAGGGCCUCUACACAUGUGGGAAGUAGAUGUAGUGAUGUUCAGGUCUGGAAAACAUAUUAUCCCCAUUAUACAGUUUUCUACUAACAUGAACCUUAGGAGGUUUCAAUUCUACAAAGAUUUUAUCGGGAAAAACAUGACAAAACGGCCAAGUCUAACUUGGUGAACAUUAUUUAAAAUGAAUAAGACCCCAUGAGCUAGAAAAUAAUGAUGAUCACUCAUCAUUAUCUUUCCUCAGAAAUGUAGAGUAUAUGAUAAUUACAGUUACAGGACGAGCUGCCAUUUUCCUUAUAAAAGUCUUUAUAAAUUGGAAGUUGCCAAUUUGAAAAUUAAACUUACAAAAACACCCUCAUCAACACACAUGGUAGCACUGGUCAGAAACCAUGUGAUGCACCAAACAGAAACCCUGUUUGUGGACAAUCACAUGUUGCAGCUCUGUGGAAAACAAUUUGACAACAAUGGAUGUUCAAUGGAAAAAUUUAUAUUCAUUAUAAUUUAGCCACAAUAAGAAAACAAUUCAUAUAUCCUCAUACAAAUUUAAUUAGUAAUUAUGCUUUUUCAAACAUCAAUCAAAACUCAAAUUUGUACAUGUUAAGUUUGUUAUAUUUAAGAUUUUUUUGUUGAUUUAAUGAUAUUCUUUAAUCAUUGGCAUUUCUGGAACGAUAUAAUCGGGUGUGCAGAUAUAAUGAAUCAAUCUCACUUUGAUGAUAUGAAGGCCGGUCAUGACUGAAUGAAAAUUUGAUCACUGUGUUUUUAUGAUAAUUUAAUUUGCAAUGUUGCUCAUAUGUCAGAUUGGAUUGAUGGAUCCCUGAUGGAUCCCUGUUUUUUAUUUUGUUUCCUGGACCUGCUACAUUCUCCUGUCCUAACCACUUCACAGGACUUGAGGUGCUGUAUUUUGCAGCUGCUUAUAUUUGUCCCACUGUGUAGCUCAUGGAUUAUAUUCCACCCCAGGAUGAUUCUUUAGCUCCAGUCACAGGAGUGUAUACCUGUGGCCUCUUGCUGUCGUCUCUCAGGAAAGCCUCUCUCUGUGGCUCCCCUCUUCAGCCUGCUCCCACUUUGUCAGCCUCUCUGCUCUCCCACAGUGGAAGAACCUCUUUAACUCUACAUGACCUGCACAUACACGAGUGUCACUAUGUAAAAAGAAAUAUAUACAACUGAUACCAUGAAAUAUUAAGACUGGAGAUCUUUAUUCCAACCCACUGAGCUUGUAGAACAAAAUGAAGGACAUAUCAGUUGGAUGGAUAAGGAAUUACCAGAAACUAUAAUUCUCAUGUUGUUUGCCUUAUUUAAUUCUACCUUGCUUGGCAAAAACCGAGCUGGUUGUCUUGUCGUGGUCCUUCUCAAUCUGAUGAUGAUGAUGAUGAUGAUGAUGAAGACUUGGUUUAUUGAAGGGAACCAGAGAACGAGUAACUAUCCAGGCAAGCUCUCUUUGAUAAAGACUGUUUUCAGACUACAUAUUAUACAUUCUACACACUAAGGAAGAUGCCUGUGUGUGUUUAGCAUGCAUGUGGAUAUACCAGAGCUGAAAUGAAAUAAAUAAAUAUUUAUAUAAUCUGAAGUCA